AUGGAGCCUGUAGCCGUACUUCUAGCAUCGGUGAUCGCCGUAUACUGCUGUCAACCAACUGUGGCACAGUUCAACCAGUGUACGGGAGAAAAUAAGUGCGUCAACAUUCGCGAGUGCGCUAUGUUUGGGCCACACUUUACUGAGCCAGCCAAGUGGUCCAAUGCGUUGAAGGGUGAAUUUCGGCAGCGUGUUUGCAAACGGGAAACGAUCAAUGGUGUGAAGGUGUUCAAAGUGUGCUGUCCACGUGAACCAACCGCUGGACGUGUUUUGCGCGGUAUAGAGCUGCUGAAUUUCACAUCCUGUGGAACCACCUCGGAAAAUAGGAUAGCACAUGGCAAGUACGCGAAACUGUUUCAAUUUCCCUGGAUGACACUUCUUGAGAACAAGCUGGGAAAGUUUCCAUGCGGGGCGACCCUGAUUGCCGAGCGGUACGUGCUGACGGCGGCACAUUGCGUUAGGGAAGGCGAUAU
This is a messenger RNA of Anopheles cruzii, 470 nucleotides long. RefSeq names its product venom serine protease Bi-VSP-like. The annotation marks the transcript as partial. The transcript has 3 exons. Lineage: Eukaryota; Metazoa; Arthropoda; Insecta; Diptera; Culicidae. Gene Ontology annotation, molecular function: serine-type endopeptidase activity. The record is from RefSeq and is a predicted model, not a curated record. Gene Ontology annotation, biological process: proteolysis.